AUGGGGUUAAACGGGUCCCAAGUACGGGCCAUUCUCGUACCUGUUCCCACAGAUCCAGAUGAGAAAAGUUUACGUUUAAGCGCUGGUCAAUGUACACGUGGUGUUAAUAUACAAUUGAUUAAAGUAUCAAAUCAUGAUAAAUAUGAUUAUAUAUUGUUAAUGAAUACCGAAGGAGUUCGAGGUCGUGCAUUACAGUGGAUCGAAGAUUAUUUAAAUGAUGCAACUAUUCAAACUGUGUUAGAUAGCUGUAUCUCUACUAAACGAUCUAUAACGAAAGGAGUGCCUCAGGGUUCUGUCCUGGGACCUUUCAUUUUUCUUAUUUAUAUUGAUGGUUUACCUUCUAAUAUCGAAAGUACUAAAAGUAUAAUUUUCUUAUAUACGGAUUUACUUUCCGUAGUCGAAGAAGCAUACCACGCUGCUAAUCGUCAGUCUCAAUCCAGUGAUUUGAUUAUUAACUUACCGUCGAUUCAUAUAAUGAAAAAUACAUUACAAAAACAACGUCGUAAGACUCGUCCACCAAUACUCCAAUCGAUUGAACAAUUACCCGACGUUUAUUGCAAAACAACAAAAAGUGAGUUAUUUUUGUUAUACGAUGGGUCACUUGGUGGUACUCGUUCACUCGUUUUUGCGUCCUAUAAUGAUAUCGUUUAUCUAUCACAACAAGAACACUGGUACAGUGAUGGUACAU
This is a messenger RNA of Didymodactylos carnosus, 688 nucleotides long. NCBI's taxonomy places the organism in Eukaryota, Metazoa, Rotifera, Eurotatoria, Philodinida, Philodinidae. The record is from the annotation of a GenBank genome assembly.